Messenger RNA from Penicillium bovifimosum, 867 nucleotides. RefSeq names its product carbon-nitrogen hydrolase family protein. Bases 1 to 867 code for a protein of 288 amino acids. The record is from RefSeq and is a predicted model, not a curated record. Gene Ontology annotation, molecular function: hydrolase activity, acting on carbon-nitrogen (but not peptide) bonds, in linear amides. Lineage: Eukaryota; Fungi; Ascomycota; Eurotiomycetes; Eurotiales; Aspergillaceae. The transcript is spliced from 4 exons.
AUGGCCUCAACUCACCGCGUUGCCGUCAUUCAAUGGCAGAUCAAGGAGCUCGACCCUGAAUACAACCACAAGACAGCAUGCAGUUACAUCCGCGAGGCUGCAGCCCAGGGUGCUGAGCUGGCCGUUCUCCCAGAAUAUCACCUCAGCGGCAUGGUUCCAACAGACCCCCGCUGGGCUGUGCAGGCCGGGGAAACCCCCCAAUACCUGUCGAGCUACCAAGCCCUGGCCAAGGAACUGCAAGUAUGCAUCGUGCCCGGCACUGUCAUCGAAAGGCAUGCCGCGCCCAGCCAAAAGGAGAUAUUCUAUAACACAGCCUAUUUCAUCUCGAAUGAUGGCACCGUUCUCGGCUCCUACCGCAAGAAGAACAUCUGGCACCCGGAACGACCCCAUCUAACCUCCUCCGGCCCAGAGCACCAUGUGGCGAUAGACACCCCCAUCGGCCGCGUGGGAUUGCUAAUCUGCUGGGAUGUGGCAUUCCCCGAGGCAUUCCGGGAGUUGAUCGCCGAUGGAGCUCAGAUCGUUAUUGCGCCUACCUACUGGACACCGCAUGAUGGAUCCUCUGAAAUUCGUGCAUACAACCCAGACUGUGAGGGACUGUUUUUAGAGUCGACCAUCACAUCCCGCUGCUUCGAGAACACUUGUGCUGUUGUUUUCGCCAACGCGGCUGGGCCGUCUGAGGACUUCUUGGGCUUGUCGCAGAUUACACUUCCUGUUGUAGGACCAGUUGCUAAAAUGGGAACUGAGGAGGGGUUCAUCGUUGCUGACUUGGAUAUGGCGGUUGUUGAGGCCGCGGAGAGGAAUUAUAAGGUGCGAGAAGACCUGAAGAAGGAGGAUUGGCACUAUGUUUAUCGGCAUACGCAGAGGUAG